Oncorhynchus mykiss (rainbow trout) is the source of this 1636-nucleotide messenger RNA. Its product is annotated as pleiotrophin-A. Gene Ontology annotation, molecular function: growth factor activity. The record is from RefSeq and is a predicted model, not a curated record. Lineage: Eukaryota; Metazoa; Chordata; Actinopteri; Salmoniformes; Salmonidae.
GAGAGAAAGAGAGAGAGAGGGGGGGAAACAGCUAUCGUUUGCCCAGACUUGUGGAGAGACAAGAGUGAGAGAGUAAGUGAAAGAAAGAGAGGGAGGUAGAGAGAGAAUUAGAGAGAGAGUGACUGACAGCAGGGGUGAGGAGCAGAUGAGAGGAGAGUUCACAAACUAUUGCAAAGCGUUGGAACAACCACCAGACCUCCAGUUCAAAGCCAGACACCCCUGGAGCUGCUCGGAGAGAGCCCCUGGGGGCUAAAUGGACCAGUGCAUUGUGAGCUGAACACUGAUGCUGCACUGUGGACACUGUCAGACUGUUGUGAGAAGGAGCCAACAGCUAAACUGGCAUCAACAACCAGAGUUGGCAUGUCAGGACAGCAGCAGUGGACGCUUCUGGCCGUCAUGGCCCUCUUGGUCCUCACAGUGACAGCAGGCGAGGGGGGGAUAGCUGAGAAACAAGGGAAGAAGGAUCGUAAGUCGGACUGUGGGGAGUGGCAGUGGAGUGUGUGCGUGGCCAACGAGGGUGACUGCGGCCUGGGCACCAGGGAGGGCACACGCACUGGCACCGACUGCAAGCAGACCAUCAAGACCCAGCGCUGCAAGAUCCCCUGUAACUGGAAGAAGCAGUUUGGAGGUGAAUGCAAGUUUGACUUCCAGGCCUGGGGAGAGUGUGACUUGGUGACAGGGAAGAAGAACCGGACUGGGGUGCUGAAACGCGCUCUCAUGGAUGCCACCUGUCCUAACACAGUGAGCGCCACCAAGCCCUGCGGCAAGAUCCCCAAGACCAAGCUGCAAGAUGCCAAGAAGCCGAAGCGGGAUGGGAAGAAGAGGGAGCGCACUACGAUGGACUAGAGGUGCAUCAUGGGAAUCAGGAAAUGGAAGUUGAUGCUUAUACUGCCCUAUCUCAGCAUGGUUCCUAUUUGUUUGUCCUGUAGGUUUAUAGGGGCCUGUAGCAGCUACACAACAAAGAGUUGGAUAGUAGUGAUAAAAUGUAUUUCUUUCCUAAUUUCUCAUAGGAAAAUAUUGUAGGCGAUUUCAUACUUUGCGUGAAUAAUACAAAUUAAGCAUUUCUUACUAAAAUGCUUACCUUAACAUUUUUCAGGGUCAUUUUUGGAAAGUCUAAAUAAAAUUGGAUUUUUGUUCAUAUUACAUAACAUCCUUUUUGUUUGAGGUGACAAAACGAUUCUCACUCAAAUAAAAAAUAAUUUCUUGCAUGUCUUAAUUUAAAGCAGCUUAAAGUUAAAACCUCAUGCCUUUACUGGGGUUUUAAAGGUUAUUUUGCUGGUGCCCUCAACAGCAAAAUUGCUAACAACUUUUCUAACAGUUUUUGAGGGCAUACAUUAAUAAGACACAUAAGUACUCAUUGAUGUAAAGGAAAUUACUUUUCUAAUGUUAUCUACAGUGAAAGAUGUAAACUUUUGUCAGAUGACUGUAUAAAUUAGCUAAUGUUCUGUACAGCUGUUGGUGUGUAAGAGCUUGUGUCCAGUAUUAGUUCUGGUUCUCCUGCUAUUAUACCUCACUUUGUAGUUCCCCCGCUCUCCAGUUGAACUCUGAGUAAAACUGUUAUUGUAGUUUACAACUGGAGUUGACCUGUCCUAAUUAUCGAUUACAUUAAAAAAUAAAGUUUGAAAUGAUGUCCAAA